Molecule: messenger RNA, 891 nt
Organism: Trichomonas vaginalis G3
Lineage: Eukaryota; Parabasalia; Trichomonadida; Trichomonadidae
Product: spectrin binding
Exons: 1
Coding region: 1-891 (296 amino acids)
Molecular function (GO): protein binding
Source: RefSeq, a predicted model, not a curated record
AUGGAAUUUAUGGAUAAAAGCUUUUCUGAAGCAAUAAUAAAUGGAAACAAUCAAAGUAUAGCUAAAUUAGUGCCGGAAGGAUCUGAAAUCAAUAAAUGUUUCCAUGGAGAAUUCAAAAUUAAAUCGAAAUCCAAGAAAAAUGUAUUUCCUUUUAUAACAGAUCCAACCCCGAUAGUUCUUUGUAUUCUGUGCGAACAAUCACAAACUCUAAAAUAUCUUUUGGAAAAAUAUAAAGUCGAUUUAUUUCAAUAUGUCGGAGAAUGGGCUCCAAUCCACUACGCAUGCUGCACUGAAUCAUACGAAUGCUUAGCAAUAAUGUUAAAAAAUAAAUCUUUCCAACAAAAAAUUGAUAUUCCGAUUCUAAGCUCUAUAAAUGAAACAAAUGAUUUUAAAACGACUGCAUUACAUGUAGCAGUUACAAACAAAAGGUAUUCACAAGUUAUUUUACUAACACAAAACUUAAUUUAUGCUAAAGCCACAACUGCCCUUGAAUUCCUCAAUCAAAAUAUCCCUACGAUAUCUCACAUUGACCAGAAAUCAAUGUCAGGAAAUACAGCGCUACAUAUUGCUGUUUAUUUAAAAGAUCUUGAAAUGUGCAAAAUUCUUAUUUCAGGAGAAGCAAAUCCAAAUAUUGAGAAUGAUGAAAACAUAUCUCCUUUGGCAUUUGCGAAAAACCAUAAUUAUUCAGAAAUUUUAAGUGUUCUACGCAAUAAUUUGCUGUAUUCAAGGGAUUAUCUUCUCCAGAAAUACUUUUCAAAAGAGUUCCUCCAGGAAUAUAAAAUUGAUUGUGAUGUUCCAAUUGAAAAUCAACUUAAAGCUAAAUUUGAGGAUCUUCAGUCAGAAAUUAUUGAUAUUUCGGCUCAACUCUCUCAAUUGGAAUCGAAACUCUAA